Molecule: messenger RNA, 771 nt
Organism: Xylaria bambusicola
Lineage: Eukaryota; Fungi; Ascomycota; Sordariomycetes; Xylariales; Xylariaceae
Exons: 1
Coding region: 294-650 (118 amino acids)
Source: RefSeq, a predicted model, not a curated record
GCCAUUUAUAUUCAGUAUAUAUACCAUAGACCUGGGGUGAACAGUACUCAUAUGUACCUACCUAGGUACAUAUGUAGGUACUUUGGUGUGAUAUUGUAUCUCUUAGGCAACCAAUACUCUUGUUGUCUUUGCGUAUUUUUGCUCUGUAGUAUGCUCAGUUGGCAUACUGUAUGAACAUAGGCAGGCUUCUUGUGGCAUAUCUUGUGAGACAAAACUUGCUGCUGUUUUACCUAGGUAAUUAAGCAAGCCCGGAUUUGCUACAGCCAGCCAUCAAAGUACAGAGAAGCUCUCACAUGCGCAAAUUUUACCCUUUGUAUUGGCAGCAACCCGAUUGGAAACAUCAUCGCAUCGAAGCACAGAUUCAGGAACAUUUCGACAUCCAUAUUUCCUUUUCCUUAAGACAAUCGCGCCAAACCCUGGACCCAGGCAUCAUGUUAAUUGCUCCGAACGCCGUCAUCGCCAUCCUGGUUGUGUUCAUUUUCAUUGGCGUUGGUCUUCUGGUCUGGAAAGGCAAGCAGCUAGUUGAGCUCUUCGCCCACGCGAUGUUCACAGCGAGACAGGCGCAGUGGGAACAGCAUCAGGAACAGGAACGAGAACAGUCACCACGGCGUCGUCGGCGCUCUUCAGAGAGCGUUGAAGCUAAUGUCUAAGACAAGCAAAUCAAAUAAAAUCCACUGAUUACACUCAGCUGGACAAAAGGGAUCCAACGGGUCCCGAGUUCAACGCGUUGUAUAAGAAAGAGAAACAAGGAUUACUUAAAAUAAGACCAAC